AUGAGUUCUGGAGAAACUGUUAAAAAUGACCUUAACGAUCUAUUAAUGAAUGAAAAUAAAAAAAGAAUAGAAAAACUAUUUGAAAACAAUUCAGCUACGCCUAUUAAAAUAUCUUCAAUUGUUGUGCAUAACUCUGAACAUGUUCGUAGUGAAAUAUUAAAAUUAUAUCUAGAUGCUACUUUAUCAAAUGCAUUCACUUUUAAAGAAUUGUGUGAAAGUGCUGAUGAUUUAGCAAAAAAAUUGAUUCAACAUGGUUUAGUCGAAAAUAUUUCAAAUACAUUCGAUACACAAGGUAUAUCAAGACAUAACUUAAUUGCUUCCACUUAUCCAAGUACACUUUAUGAUUCCUCAAAUAUUCCAACAAAAGUCUCAGUUAUCGAUAUAACUUCUAAGAUUAAACUUAUACCAUUAAAGAAGUUUAUGGCUAAGACGGGUACGAAUAUUGGUAAUGGAGAAGGUGAUGGUUAUUUACAAUUCCAAUUAAGAAACAUCUUUGGCGGAGGUGAGAGGCUAAAUCUUGAUAUAACUAAAGGUACAAAAACACAUUCAUCGUAUUUGCUAAACUACACACAACCAGUAAAUCCUACUUGGAUAUGGGAUACCAUACUUUAUCAAAAUAACAGGCAAUUAGGAUCUUCAAUUGACAUGAUUGUCGGAGGUCUACGUAGUAGCAUAAAGGGUAAAACUGGUAUUCAUGACUAUGUAAAUCAUGAGUUUUAUAUCGAAGGCCUACUUAGAGAAACAAAAAUCAUUUCUAGUAAUUGCUCAAACACCCUACUAUUUCAAGCCGGUAAUGAUCAAAAAGUUUCAAUUGGUCAUUCCAUAGCAUGGGACACAAGAGAUAAUCACAUAAUACCAACAUAUGGGUCGUUUUUGAAAGUAUUUAACGAAGUUGCCCUGAACAGAUAUUUAAAGUCCCAAAUUGAAGUCAAUACAGCAAUGAGCUUUUUGAAAAAUUCCUUGAUAACAGUUAAUGGAACAAUGAGAUUAGGAUAUAUUAGUAACAUUUCUUCUACUUUGAGACCAUUGCAUAUUGGAGAUAGAUUUCAGCUAGGUGGUGGAAAUGAUGUACGUAGUUUCCAACCAAUGGGUUUGGGACCAAAAGAUAUUUAUGAUUCGAUCGGUGGUAAUUCCUAUACAGCAUACGGAAUAAGUGUCUUUACUGCUCUCCCAUUCAAAAGCUUGAUGACUUCUAACUUUAAAAUACAUACCUUUAUUAAUGGAGGUAAAUUAAUAAACCAUAAUUCUUCUAAUGGAACAUUUACGGAUGCUGUAAAAGAUUUAAUCAAGGAAAAUUCUUUGUCUACUGGUGUUGGUAUCAUUUUUAAGCAUCCAGUAGCAAGGUUCGAAUUAAAUUUCACACUUCCAUUAAUCACUCAUAAAAGUGAUAUGGUCAGAAAGGGCUUCCAAUAUGGUAUUGGAAUUUCAUUCUUGUAA
Molecule: messenger RNA, 1437 nt
Organism: Tetrapisispora phaffii CBS 4417
Lineage: Eukaryota; Fungi; Ascomycota; Saccharomycetes; Saccharomycetales; Saccharomycetaceae
Gene: SAM50
Product: SAM complex subunit SAM50
Exons: 1
Coding region: 1-1437 (478 amino acids)
Biological process (GO): protein insertion into mitochondrial outer membrane
Cellular component (GO): SAM complex; outer membrane
Source: RefSeq, a predicted model, not a curated record